CCAGUACGAAGCUAAAUUUAGCGCCGCUUCUUCAUCAAGAGCGACAAAAGUUUUAAUCGACUCCGGAUCAGAAGGAACGUUCAUAUUGGAACGUUUAAGGAAGCUGCCUUUCCAAAAGGUGCAGCCCCAGGUAUGCGGGCUCAAUUGUGUGGUCUCGGCCGACGCGCGCCAUAUGAGCAGCUUCAAGCUUGUCCUGCCUGCAAAGCCAAGGCUACAAGUUGAGGCCUCCGCGUUCGUGUUGCCACAUUCGGCAGACAAGCUGGCAUCGUACCUAAUCCCCCAAAGCGUUCUGAGGGAUCUUCCAAAGUUCAAGUUGGCGGAUCCCUAUUUCUUCCGAAGCGCCCAGAUAGAUGUUCUUCUUGGGGCAGAUGUGCUGCCAUCAGUACUACUGUAUGGCGUCCAGCGAAACAUUUGCGGCACCCUUCUGGGUCAGGAAACUAUUUUCGGAUGGAUCUUAACCGGUCCGGUGACCACUUCGGAACGCUUCGAUUUCGUCGUUCUCCACAAGGGCCCUCACUGAACAAGCUCCUUUUGAAGUUUUAGGAGGUGGAGGAUCUACCCGCAACUCGGGUAAAGGAAGCAGAUUUAGUCUGCGAGCAAAACUUCUUCUUCUAAGAACCCACAACGUAUCGACUUGGGUCACUCGAGGUCUAUCGCACUGGCUUAAUACCUAACGAACGAAGCUCGCAUAAAAAGGAACGUUCCUCUAAAAGAGCAGUACGAUAUGGUCAUCCAGGAGUACCUGGACUUUGGGCACAUGUGCCAAGUUCCUUCCGAGCGAAUGCAGAUAAUUUUUAUCUUUCGCAUCAUGCUGUCAGCAAGCCUGACAGCACCACUACGAAGGCCCGUGUGGUGUUCAACGCGUCAAGUCCAUCCACAAAUGUUCCGACAUAACCAAAAAGUGUAUCGGCAAAUCAUCGUCGACUCUAGGCACACGCCUUUCCAAAGAAUUCUAUUCCGGAAUUCUACUGGUGACAUAUGUGACUACAAGUUGAUCACGGUCACCUUUGGCAGAGGACUCCUGGCCACAAUAUACGCUAACCAGUCAAAUCAUCGGCUAGCCAGUCAAAUCAUCCGCGAUUACAUGUACGUAUAUGAUGUGCUAGCCGGCGCCCACACUAUGGAGGCCAAAGUUCAAGCCAUAAGGUUCCAGAUGGCACUUGAUGCUGCAGGCUUCCCACUGCGAAAAUGGACGUCCAAUAAGAAGAAACUUCUGGUUCACAUUCCCAAGGAUGGUGGAGUGCUACGACAGACGAAUUUUUCUUCGUUGCCAGCGAUGUGGAGGCCAAGCCCUCAUACAUGAAUGGCGAAGUGCUAUCGCUGAUCUCCGAGCUGUUCAAUCCCGCGGAGUGGCUGACCCCUUUCGUAGUACGGGCUAAGAUUUUUAUGCAGGAACUCUGUCUAAAGAAGAUCUUGUGGGACCAUUCAUUGCCAUCCCAACUACUCAACUGGUGGAGCCAGUUCCAUAUGAGCUAUCCAGCUUUGGACCGGAUACGGAUCCCGAGGUGGAUCGAGGUGGUGCGCAGCCACGUUUCCACACUUAGCAGUUUCGGCCCCUAUUUUUGGACAGACUCGACGAUCGAGCUAUCCUAGUUGAGCAAGCCACCAUGCAAUCGGACCACUUUCGUGGCGAACCGAGUUUCGAGGGUCACGACGUCAGUCCACGAAGGAUAACAGGUGGUUCCACGUGUGGUCGGAGCACAACCCAGCGGACUUGGCAAGUCGAUGGGUCCCUCCACAAGAUCUGGCGGACAGCGACUUGUGGUGAUAUGUAUCGUCUUGGCUUCGGAUGCCGCAGGAAAGCUGGCCCAUCGUCGAGCACCCUCCAUUCAUCACGGAAAUGGAGCAACGUACCAUUCGGGUGAAUUCCGCAUCCGUGUCUGCAGCUGGGGACGUUCUGGAGCGUUUUUUCGAUUUCGUCGGAGUCCUGCGCGUGGUGGCCAUUCGCUGGACCAUUUGAAAUUAAAAACUACACAGGCCGAGUCUGCCUGAUCACCAAGGGCUACGUGUGCGUUUUUGUAUGCUUCAGCACGAAAGCUAUCCAUCUACAUCCGACCUCACGACGGAGAAAUGCUUAGCCUCUAUUGCGCGCUUUGUGGCGAGAAGACGAUGCCCCCAAGAAAUCCAGUCUGACAACGGCACGACCUUUGUGGGAGCAACUAAAUCAACUAUGAGUAGGCGUUUGAGCUCCUGCUGCAGGAAUGCCUUUGGAGCGUGACUUUUGUUGCGACGCGAAUGAGUAUAUAACAUCUCAUCAACGCGACGCAAACAGACAUUAAAUAAAAUAUCAUGGCACCACAUAACAUACAUAUAAGUACACAUAAACCUAUGCACCCAUAUUG
Messenger RNA from Scaptodrosophila lebanonensis, 2342 nucleotides. RefSeq lists its product as uncharacterized. The transcript is spliced from 2 exons. The record is from RefSeq and is a predicted model, not a curated record. NCBI's taxonomy places the organism in Eukaryota, Metazoa, Arthropoda, Insecta, Diptera, Drosophilidae. Bases 725 to 1303 code for a protein of 192 amino acids.